Molecule: messenger RNA, 881 nt
Organism: Temnothorax curvispinosus
Lineage: Eukaryota; Metazoa; Arthropoda; Insecta; Hymenoptera; Formicidae
Product: COP9 signalosome complex subunit 9
Exons: 3
Coding region: 206-382 (58 amino acids)
Biological process (GO): negative regulation of protein neddylation
Source: RefSeq, a predicted model, not a curated record
GCAGGGCGCAGGGCGCAGGCCGCAGCGCAUCGCGCAGUCAGCUGUCAGCUGAGUCAGUGCUGAAUGUACAUACAUACACGUGUAUAUACUGUAUAUAGCUCUUGCUUGCAUGCGUGAUUUCACCCCACGAAACUUGAUACAGUUCCCUCAUCGUAACAAAGAGUUAAAUACGACGUAGGACUUAGGUAAAUCGAUCUGUUUCAACAUGAAGCCAACACUCGUGGCUGACGAAAUGUUUCCCGAAGGAGCUGGACCUUACGUCGAAUUAGAGGAGGUCGGAGGUAGUAGGCUAUUGGUGGAUCUUACAGCUAGUGAGAAAGCUGUUCAUUCGGAAUUUUUCAAUGAGUUUGAUGAUCUUUACGACGAUGAUGAUUUGGAGUAAAGCAGCGUUCCUAACAAGUUUAACUACACAGUGCUUUUGUACAGAUUGCAAUUAACUUAGUAUCGAAGCAGAAAAUUUCUUCUUCAUGUAAAUCCAUGCGAAACAUGGGUACAAUGUAUAAUCAACGGACAUCAUAUAUGUCAUCAGGUGCGCUCAGCAGAAAACAGUGUCAAGUUAAUAUUUACCACUGACAAAAUAAUCGAUCAACGCUCCCUUGUGCUGCAUAGUUUACUAUUUCUUAUUUCGGUAUAACGCCCACCAUAAUCGACACAAUUAUACUAUUACUCUUUUGAUUCUUUACAAAUACCAAGGAUAAUCAAUUAUUGCAUUAAUCUCAACAUUAAUGCAGCGUACCUUCGAUAUAUUUAAUAAAAAAAAAAAAAAAAAAAGUAUUCAAGAUGAAAAGUUACGCAAUAGUUUUAAAAUAAUUUCUUUCUGUUGAACGCAGCCAUUAAAUGUAGCAUGUUUAUACAUAUGAUAGAUAUGAAAAAAAAUUUCA